AUGAAUAAUUUUGGCCUUCCCAUAAGAUAUUUGAUUUAUAUUUCUUAUAAUGGAAAUUAUUUUUAUGGCUUUCAAAGACAAGUUUUUAAAAAACAAAAUGACUUAUUAAGAAGUGUUUUUGGAAUUUUUAAAUCAGCAUUAACUUUAUUAAAUCCUGAGUGCCAUAUUCAAAUUAGAGGAAGCAGUAGGACAGAUACUGGAGUCCAUGCUUUGAAUUCCUCUUUACAUUUUGAUUUACAACAUCCAAAUGCUGAUAAAAUAUUUACCCCAACUUAUAUAAAAUAUAGACUUAAUCAGAUAUUUGUAAGAUGCAAGGAACAUGUGAGGGUAAAUUCAGUCAGAAUUGUUCCUUCAACAUUUGAUGCUAGGAAGAAUGCAAUAUAUAAAACAUAUGUAUAUAAAAUAGCUGUCCCAAAAUAUCCAAAUGACCAACUUAUAAAUAAGAAGAAAGUAGAUCGAAGUAGAGAUAACAAACAUUUAUACUACCAACAAAGAAUAAAUAUAAAUUCCAAAGAAGAAGAAAUUUAUCACGAGAGAUUGUCUUGCUUUGCUAUUCCUUUAUGGGCUCAAAACUUGAUUCAUUUCUUCCCUUAUCCAGAUUUUUGCAGACAAAAGGUUGGAGAAGCUAUAAAACUGUUUGUGGGAGACCACGAUUUUGCUACAUUUAUGUCACCAUGCUCUAAAAAGUCAUCGCAGACGCAUAAAUACCUUUUAACCAAAAGAACUAUUAGCUCCGCCGAAUUUUACCCGCUCGGCAAGAAUAUCAACGACCAGGAUACGAAAUUCAAUUUUAUUGAUCAUUUUUUCAAUCUAUCAGAGUUCGAUUAUUAUCAGUUCACCUUUGAAAGUCGAGGUUUUCUUUAUCAUCAGGUUAGGAAGAUGGUAGGCGCCCUUCUAUCCCUUGGUAUUGGAAAAAUAAGUAUAGAAGAUAUCCGUUAUAUGCUUGACAAUCCUGAUAUCGAGAAUUGGAAUCCUAGAAUACUCAUGGCACCUGCCAAUGGUUUAUAUUUAGCCGAUGUCAAAUAUGAUUUGAAAGAUUUAACCAAUUUUACCUCAGACUAUCCGUUAUUUAAAUACGACGAAACUGGAACCAUUAUCGAUAGUUGA
This is a messenger RNA of Gordionus sp. m RMFG-2023, 1107 nucleotides long. Its product is annotated as tRNA pseudouridine synthase A-like. Lineage: Eukaryota; Metazoa; Nematomorpha; Gordioida; Chordodea; Parachordodidae. Gene Ontology annotation, molecular function: pseudouridine synthase activity; RNA binding. The transcript has 8 exons. The record is from RefSeq and is a predicted model, not a curated record. Gene Ontology annotation, biological process: tRNA pseudouridine synthesis. Bases 1 to 1107 code for a protein of 368 amino acids.